Molecule: messenger RNA, 1282 nt
Organism: Spizellomyces punctatus DAOM BR117
Lineage: Eukaryota; Fungi; Chytridiomycota; Chytridiomycetes; Spizellomycetales; Spizellomycetaceae
Exons: 5
Coding region: 34-1086 (350 amino acids)
Biological process (GO): mRNA splicing, via spliceosome
Cellular component (GO): precatalytic spliceosome; U2 snRNP; catalytic step 2 spliceosome
Molecular function (GO): RNA binding
Source: RefSeq, a predicted model, not a curated record
UCGAGCAUAGGCUUACUCCGCUCAUUCAUCCUCAUGAACGUUGUAAAAGAAAUUGAACGGCUGAACGCUGCUGAACUUUUCCGUGACAUCAAAGAUUCCGCAUCCUGGCACUCACAGUACAAGGACUCUGCCUAUGUAUUUGUUGGAGGAAUACCCUAUGAACUGACGGAGGGCGACCUGAUUGCGGUGUUCUCACAGUACGGAGAGAUUGUAGAUCUCAACCUUGUGCGGGACAAGCAGUCAGGGAAGAGCAAAGGUUUUGCCUUUGUUGCCUUUGAGGACCAAAGGAGCACCACCUUGGCGGUGGACAAUUUCAACGGUAUUAAGAUUCUAAAUCGUACUAUAAGGGUCGACCAUGUAGCGAAAUAUCGCGGACCCAAAAAGGACGAUGAUUUUGACGAGGAGGAGGAGAAAAAAAGAAAACUGCAUAUUCUUCCGCCACAUUUGCGACCUAAAGAGCCAAAGCCAGAUGGGGCUGAUUCUAGUUCUUCUGAGUCCGAGAUGGACGAGGCACGAAGAAUAGCAGAAGAGCUUGACAAGGAGGAUCCAAUGCGGGCGUACCUUGCAAGGAAGGCGGCAAAGAAGGCAAAGAAAGAGGCCAAGAAAGCCAAAAAGGAAAAGAAAAAGAAAAGAAAAGAGAGAGGGGAGGCAGAAUCGAUAAAUGAAGAACAAGGGCGAGAAUCUAGGACAGAACCUGAACGGAGGAAGAGACAUGUAGAUAGCGACGAUGAUCGGCCCUCACGCCGCGACCAAAGAUCUACCAGACGCGGUGUUUCACCGUAUGAGCGCGGCGUGGAGCAAAGUUACCGCGAUCGACACAGAGAAGGAUAUGACAUACAUGAUACCGCGCAGCGAAAAGAUUUUGAUAAAGGACGAGAUCAUAGCAAAGAACGUGGUAUGAAAGAAUUGAGGGUCGAGAGACGAGAUGGGCGUGGUGAUGAUUUGUCGAGGAGAAGACGAACAGAUGAUAGCCGGCGGGAAAGGUCAAGACAUUAUGAUAGACAAUAUUCGCCUUCGCGUAGCAGAGAAAGAAGUCGCGAAUCAUAUAGGCAGAGAGACGGGGACCGGUAUAGUGGCCGCAGAUAGGAUACAAUGAGGCUUCACUCAGAGCGAUCAUGGUUCCGUCUGGUGAAUAUAUGACUCAAAUGGUAUCUAAUGGGUAAAUUGUGUUUGUACCAAUGCCGAAAUCCUUCCCUUAACUUGGCACAGUCAGGAUUUAACAAUAUGUAAUUACACUUCUUUCAAUUUACGACCAUGGUUGUUUCCAAUACAUAGGUCUUCA